AUGCUGCUAUGUUUUAGGCUUUGGAGUUUUGAUAAGAUGCUAUAAUUGAUGUUUUAGAUUAUUGCUAUAUUACAUUUAAUAUUUUUCUAGUUUUUUCAGAAUUAUAUAUAAUAGAAUAUUUUUUUUAUAGUAAUGGAGCGAAGUUCCUUCUUCCAAAAUUAAUAUUAAUAAUCUUAACAUAUGCUUGCAUCACCACCUAGAGGAGGAGUGAAUAAGGGAUAAAUUCUACCCUUAAAGUGCAGCUGCCCGCCUGACUGCUAAUGUAAAUCUGUCGAAAAAAGAGAAUGGCAUCAUAAGCCAUGCUCAGAAUAGUCAUACAUUAGUCAAUAUGGAGACAUAUUUUGUAGACAUCACCUAACAAAAUGCAAAGGGUAUUUUAUUAAAGAUGCUUCCUUUUAAUGUGCGGCUGCACAAUAAGCUAACACUUGGAAUUAAUAUAGAAAUGCUUCAUAAUUUUUGAUGGCAAUAGCAUAAGGGCUUCAAGCCGCCGAAAUUACUCUUGAUGCAAAUGAUUUGGUAAAUUUUGCCGCAUGUUUAAAUACAGAAGUAAUCAGGAGGUGGAAUUAAUGAUUUUAUUAAAUUUACCAUCGAAUGGAU
This is a messenger RNA of Paramecium octaurelia, 597 nucleotides long. The record is from the annotation of a GenBank genome assembly. Lineage: Eukaryota; Ciliophora; Oligohymenophorea; Peniculida; Parameciidae.